Molecule: messenger RNA, 4761 nt
Organism: Ceratosolen solmsi marchali
Lineage: Eukaryota; Metazoa; Arthropoda; Insecta; Hymenoptera; Agaonidae
Product: Lost PHDs of trr
Exons: 13
Coding region: 259-4761 (1500 amino acids)
Biological process (GO): positive regulation of transcription by RNA polymerase II
Cellular component (GO): MLL3/4 complex
Molecular function (GO): histone H3K4 methyltransferase activity; transcription coactivator activity
Source: RefSeq, a predicted model, not a curated record
CGUGCGUACGAGCGAGCAAGCAAGAGAGUGGGCUUACUCGAGGGGCGACUCGCGAGUCGCGCGCGCGGAGGCACUAGAACGGAGCGAUCGAGCAGGCCUGUGUGACUUGGUCGCUUGUUGCAAGAUGUUUACUCGGUCGAACUGCGCGAACGCAUCCCAACAGCAGGAUAAUUGGACGCGCGACUCAAGCAUGAGGCCCCCAAGGAGGCAGCAGUAGACGCUACAGUGUCGUAAGUUCUUUUGUGAGAAGGAAGUGCCAUGGAUGAUGAAGAGCGAUUGGAAGGAGAGGAGGAAAUGGAGCUUGACGAAGCUUCCGAUGGUGAAGAUGAUGAUGAAGAGAAUUCAGGAAUUCCCAUUUCCCCUGCAAAUUCUGAUCAAUUGCUUGGUUCUGCACCAACUCCAAGCACGAGUCAGUGUCUAAGUUUUCAUGUGGAAAGCUUAAAUAGUAAUGCUCGUGAUGCAUAUAAUAUUACUCCAGAAGAAGUUUUUCAUGACCCUUUGCGGUAUCAAAAAUUUCCAUUACCUGGUGGAAAACCUUUGCACAUAAGACGUGGACCGGGACGUCCCAGAAAAGAGCGUCCUCCUGGAAUUCCUCGUGGUAGUGGUAUGCGCAGAGGAUUUGGAAGAGGUUCAACUAGAGGAAAAGGGUUUGGUUAUGGAAGGGGUAUGCCUCGUCGUACAAAAAGCAAAGAUGAUGAUACGCAUUCAGAAUCACCAAGCCCGUUAAGAAUCGGAGAUGAUACUUCGAUUGAUGGAGAAUCUUCUGGACUUGAAAGAUCUAUGCCAGCACCAGAAGAACCUCCAUAUUUUCCAGAACAAUGGCCUGGAAAAGUUUGUGCCCUGUGCAAUUUAAGUGAAAGGAGUCAAUUAGGUCAGGGUGAACUUUUAAAGUUCUCAAUACCUGAAGAUUUUACUCCUGAAAAAAAUAGCAAUCGAGAAGAAACGCCAGAGAGUCUCAUAGAUGUGCCUGUAACUGGUGAUAAGAGUCCACGUGCAAGCAACAGUCUUGGAGCUGUUACAUGCCGCAGACAGAAAAGUUUAGCCAAGUGCAGAAAUCCUAGUCUAACAAAUUUUACAGAGCCUGUUGAGGAAUUAACUAUAGUAGGUUAUUUAGAAGAACCUGACUUAGGAAUAAUUUUUGAAUCGACGGGUCAUUAUUAUGUUCAUCAAGCUUGUGCUCUUUGGACAGGUUGCAACCAAGAAAUGUCUACAGAAAUGAUUAGUUCUGCAAUUGUACAAGCUUCAACUCGUCGAUGCGCAUGUUGUUCUCAUUAUGGGGCAGGCAUUUCUUGCAAAGUGCAAUCGUGCAAUCGUUAUUUUCAUUACCCAUGUGCAGCUGCAUCUAGUUGUUUUCAAGAUAUAAAGAGCUUGUCAUUAUUUUGUAGUCAACAUUUAGGACAAGUUCCUCUAUUAUUGAAUGGUGAUGGAGAAAGGAUCAAAUGUAUAACGUGCCUCGGAAUGGGAGAUGUAUCAAACUUGGUGAUGUGCUCUGUUUGUGGACAACAUUAUCACGGUAAUUGCGUUGGAUUGGCUCUGUUACCAAGCGUUCGUGCUGGAUGGCAGUGUACCAAUUGCCGUUUAUGCCAGGUAUGUCGACAACCUGAAGAAUUAGCUAAGGUAAUGACCUGUGAGCGAUGCGACAAAGCUUAUCAUCCUAGUUGUUUAAGACCAAUUGUGACCUCUAUACCUAAGUAUGGUUGGAAAUGCAAGUGUUGUCGGGUUUGUACUGAUUGUGGUUCACGAACACCUGGUGCCGGUCUCUCUUCUCGUUGGCAUUCUCAUUACACAGUUUGUGAUUCAUGUUAUCAGCAGCGGAAUAAGGGCUUCUCUUGUCCACUCUGCAGAAAAGCUUAUAGAGCAGCUGCUUACAGAGAAAUGGUUCAGUGUAGUUCGUGUAAAAAGUUUGUUCAUGGUACAUGUGAUCCUGAAGCAGAUCCAUUGACGUACCAACACCGUAAAGAAUCGAAACCAGAUUACGACUAUAUUUGUCUUCAUUGCAAGAACGUCGCCCUCGUCAAACGGAAGGACAGUGUUGAUGAUUAUGGAGGAGAAUCUAGCUUGACAGCAUCACAAGAGAGCUUAUAUGGAGAUGGAGAUUCAUCUGAAUUUGACUAUCAUGGAAGUUCAGAAGAUGCAUUUUACUCAAUAGGAUUAGGAAAAGGAAAACCUUUUUGUGCCUCAAAAAUAGCGAAAAAAAGGCUUGGUCUUGCUGGAGGUUUAAUUGGUCGACCAAAAGGUGUAGGAAAAUUAGGUUACCAAAAACGACAAAAAAUGACGGAAUUUGGCAGAAAAAGAGGUCCAAAAGCCAAGAUGAGAGGCAUAUUUGGUGUUCCAGGCUUAGGCCUACAGAGACCCAUGUCAGAUUCAUUUUCAAAAGAAGAAGAGCCUGGUGUUGAAAAUCGGUUAGUAUUAUGUUCUGCAAAAGAUAAAUUUGUGUUAUCACAGGAUAUUUGUGUAAUGUGUGGUGCAAUAGGCACCGAUCAAGAAGGUUGUUUAAUUGCUUGUGCUCAAUGUGGACAAUGUUAUCAUCCAUAUUGUGCAAAUGUAAAGGUAACGAAGGUAAUAUUGCAAAAAGGUUGGCGAUGCUUGGACUGUACAGUGUGUGAAGGCUGUGGUGAACGUAAUGAUGAGGGACGCUUAAUACUUUGCGAUGAUUGCGAUAUAAGUUACCACAUAUACUGCAUGGAUCCACCACUAGAGUAUGUACCUCAAGGAACGUGGAAAUGCAAGUGGUGUGCCCAGUGUCAGACUUGCGGAGCCAAUGAUCCUGGCUUUAAUAGUAAUUGGCAGAAAAAUUAUACUCAGUGUGGACCGUGUGCUUCCCACAGUUCUUGCGCUGCGUGUACUGAGGCUUAUGGCGAAGGUGAACUCAUAAUUCAGUGCAUACAGUGCGAACGAUGGUUACACUGUCUGUGUGAUGGUAUUAAAAGCGAAGUUGAGGCCGAGAAAUGCGCCGAAGAAGGCUAUAAUUGUGUCCUCUGUCGACCAAGGGACAUACCGCCACCACAUAUUCUGUGUAAUCUAGCAAAGCCCCAAGUUAGCAAAUAUCAACAACCAAGGACGCCGCCUCCAAUUGCUCGUAGUCCUGAACCAGAGAAGCCAUCACCACAGCAAUAUUUAGUGGAGGGCGUAUUUUUGUCGGAAGCAGGCAUGUGUCACAUAAAAUCUCUUAUGUCAGAGCAUCAGAUCACUCGAAAAAAGAGAAGGAAGCUAGCUGCUGCUGCAGUCGUUGACGCGGAAGCUGAUAUAAUGGCAACCAUUGAAUCAGUUGUCGCUGGCGGUAGCCUCGACAAUUCGCUUGAGGAUAACGGUAAACUUGAACUCCUCGAGGCGAAAGAUGAACCUACUCAGGUAUACAAAGAAGGUAUGGUGUGGGCACCCCGCGGUGAUCUGCCUCCGCCUGAGGGCUUUAGCAUCUACACAACCGAGAAUGGGGUAUCUGUGCUGAGGCGCAAACGACAGCGUAAUUUGCAAAAACUCGGUAUUGGCGGCUUUGUAGUGAGGCUACGGGGUACGCGUAAAGAUAAAGAAGACGAGCCCGAGAUCUCGGGCAUCAGCGACAGUCUGUUGAGUUUGGGUCCAGCUGACGACAAGCCGCGUAGGAAGCCUCAGCGUAGAAAACCAAAGACUAAACUCGCCGAGUACUUUCCUGUGUAUAUGCAGGAGGCAUUCUUCGGUCGAGACCUUAUGGACACUACCAAAGACAAGGAUCUGGACAGCAGCAGUGAUUCCGGAAGUGAACGCAACAACUCUGGUAAUGCCGACACGAUUCAACUAUCGCGGGACGAGCUCAAGGCAAUGGAAUUACUUAAAGCCAAGCAAGAGAAGGAAGAGGAUCAAUUGAUUAACAGAGCAGCGACUAUUAAACGCGAGGAAAUCAUCAAAGAAGAGGGCAGUGAUACCGAGGCACUCGAUGACAUUUUGCCCAUCUCCAGCGAUUUGCUCGAUAGUGACCUCGUUAAUACGAUUAUGAAUGAGCCCGAUGAUGAUUUAGCCAAAGCGACCGAGGCUUGGGAUGAGCUUGAUCAAGCACCCGAAUCUACUAAAGAUGAACUCCCGGAUAUCCUUAGUCCCCAUUUUAAUUUGGAAUCCAUGGUCCGAGAUACAGGACUGACCAAUAUGGCUAGCCAAGAUGUAGAAGAAAUAUUUAAAGGUGUUCUUACAGAUGAAUCUCAAGAAUCUCGAGAAUCGGGUGGAUAUACUAUGCAAGCACAAACGCCACAGGUUUCGUCUUCCUCUACUCCUUUAGUAUCUCCGUCUUCUCUUCCAACUAACAUUCAACCAACUAAUUUACCACUAGGAAGGCCACAAGUACCAGCUAAUUUGCCAUCGGUUGGACAAUCUAAUUUAAAUUCCCCAAUGAGUUUUCCCCCACCAUCACCUUAUCAUUCUGAAUACAGCAACCCCUUUAGUCCUGCAUUUUCGGAACCGCCAAGUCCUUGGGUAAAUCCCGAGGAAGAAGGUAGUGCUCCCACAAGUGGUACAACAGCUAUUACUUACAACCAAAGAACUAGUAUAAAAAUGGAAGCCGAUGAAGCUUUAGGCAAUGGGGCAACAACAGCUUCAGUAUUGUAUGCUAAUAUGAAUCAUCCAGAAUGGAAAACUGAUUAUCCAAUCUGGUCAGAACGAUAUAAACAAAUAGUAAAGAAGUGGCGUGCUUUACCCGGUGAUAAGAAAGCCCCGUAUGUAAGCCAGGCUCGUGAAAACAGAGCGGCGAUUCGCAUGAAAAAAGCAGGUAAUGAUAUUUUUAUUCAUUUUUAA